CCUUCCUACUGUGCACGCUCACAGAACAGUUGAAGAGCUAAUUCGACGCCAUCAACUGACUGGCUCCCACAGCUGUCUAGCAAACAAUAGCAUUAAGGUACGGUACCUGCUUAGUCGCUGCAGUCGUUGCUGGAAAUUGUUGAACCCGGCAACAAUCUUCUCUGUCUCCUUGUCCGUCAGGAACUUGGAUGUCAAGGCGGCAAUGGCCUCAAGGAAGUUUUCGCCCCAGGCGUUGUCCAUGGUUGGGUCGAUGGAGAGAGGGUGCGAACGAUGAUGGAGAAUGGGGAUGGGGCGACAAAAGGAGACAAGGAGUCUGGAGGAGCACGGACUGCUUUUGGGGUGCAAUUGAGUUCGCAAUGGUCGUGCUCCUUUGAUUUCCAUUGGUGGAAAAAAAGGUUGGCUGGGACAGGCCAGGGAUUUCUUUAUUGGAAAUUGCACAUUGCUAUUUGCGCUUGUCGACCGGUAUGUCAUUAUAGUCCAUUGUUGCGGCACUUGUACCGACGUACUCUCCAUCUUUACACGUCAGCCUUCCUUCAUUGCGAACCCCCUACUCUCCUGAGACUUCUUGGGUUCUUCCUCUGUCUUGUUUUCAGUCUUUACUUUACUCUAUCUUUUCCCUUUUUCGGCCCAAUGUUACUCCUGAUUCGCUUCUCCCUAGGCCUUCCUUUACCGUUGGUCUUAAUGGGAUCCUGCAGAUCGUAAAUACCACCGUUAUCUACAAUUUCACGUCGAGCAUAUUGAUCACUCU
This is a messenger RNA of Gamsiella multidivaricata, 748 nucleotides long. RefSeq lists its product as uncharacterized. The transcript is spliced from 2 exons. The record is from RefSeq and is a predicted model, not a curated record. The coding region runs from base 271 to 702 and encodes 143 amino acids. NCBI's taxonomy places the organism in Eukaryota, Fungi, Mortierellomycota, Mortierellomycetes, Mortierellales, Mortierellaceae.